Molecule: messenger RNA, 5024 nt
Organism: Coccinella septempunctata (seven-spotted ladybird)
Lineage: Eukaryota; Metazoa; Arthropoda; Insecta; Coleoptera; Coccinellidae
Exons: 18
Coding region: 132-4559 (1475 amino acids)
Source: RefSeq, a predicted model, not a curated record
CUCAGUCGAACUUCGUUGACGUUAGCCGGUUGAAACUUUUGAAUGUUUUUUGUCUAUCGUUUAUUUAUAAAGUUUCCAAAAGUUUUGGUUUUUACUUACAGUGAUGUUACUUUCAGCUUUUUUUGUAUACAAUGGAAAAUAACUUGGAUAGCAGUGCUGUCCCCAGUCUCAAUAUUGUAGUUGAAGAAAUUUUUUCUUCUUGCACCAAAACAGGAAGAGAUGUUAUUCCGGCAUCUACUUUAAUAGAAUUUAUGAAACCGCAUAUGUCCGAUCACCUAAUUGGACUUGCCCAGCUCCGUUAUGUUUUGGAUCCCAACAAUGAAAACCCUCUCAUUAAUAGACCAACUUUUUAUGAAGCUAUGAGACGGUGGACAGCUAAGAUGAACGAGAGUGAUAGUAAAUUAUUGAAUAUUUCGUUCAAGGAUACUGAUGUCUUUGAUGGAAAUGUCAUACCUUUUCAUCGAUCCACUCCUAAACCAAGCUUAGAACCAACUGCUAUGAAAAAUUCAAAUGAUUCACUGGACUUUUCUAACUUAUCCCCCACUUCAUUUACUACCAAUACGAAAGAUAAUAGCAUAGGAAUGGACAAACUAUUAUUUAUUGAAGAAAGGUAUCAAGAAUUAGAACACAAGCAUUUGAAUACUAUUAGAGAAUUAGCUUUGUUGAGAACUCAAUUGGCAGCUUCUGAAGAACAAUAUUCUGAACUGAAACAAGAUCUUGAUAGGACCAACAAAAGAUUGAUGUUGGAACAACAAGUGAAUGCUGAUCUACAGAAAAGUAUGGAACAUAAUGAUGAUUUCAGGGAAGAAGUGUGUAACACAAAAAAAGAAAAGGAUCAUUUACACAGAAUGUGGUUAUUAACUAAGAGAGAAAAUGUUAACUUGAUAGCACAAAUCAAAGAUUUAGAAUAUGAGAGGGAAGUUCUGGAUAGGAAGUUAGGUGAAAUGCAACGAAAAGAUGAACAGAAAAAAAAAGAAUUUUUCGACCUUCAGACAUUAUUUGCUCUAUAUGAAGAUGAGAAUAAAUUAUUGAAAAAAUCAAAGGUCGAAUUAGAAGAAAAACUGCAAGAAACAAAAGCUUCACUCGAGCAUUACACAGAAGUUUCAGAGCAUGCACAAAGAGCAGUAACGAUCCUGAAGAACAAAGUUCAAGCUCUUACUACAGCUUACAAGAAGAAAGGAAUUGAAUUGAAUGAGCCGAUUCUUGAAAAAAAUCCUUCAAAUUUAUCCAAUUCCUCAGGUAUUCCUAACUCCCCUUUUCUAUCCCAUGUUACAUCAUCCACUCCUCUUAAGAAACUGCAACACUCCUGGCGUCGUGACUUUGAUUUAUUCACUAGCCCUAAAUUACAACGUCAACUUUCAUCCCCCAUUACUCCAGGUGGUUUAGAUACUCCACAAUUCCUUAAAAACGCUCUUUUGUUCAAUAAAUCGGCAAAUAUUCAAGAAAAUUCCCGUGAUUGUAUUCUGAAGGAUUCAUUGUAUGAUCCUAAGAGGAUGUUAGGAACUAAUUCUUCAAAAUCCGGUCGGUCUAAGAAUUUACCGCCUGUAAGAUCAUCAGGGGAAUCCGUUGAUAUUGAAGAAAAACGUUGCUUUUCUGAAAAAGCAGAAAAUUCUUUACAAUCGGAAAAUUCAAUGUUUGAAACAAUGGAAGAUUUGGAUUUAAGUUCAUUUUCUGAUCAUCUUCGAACCUUUAAUGGACAAGAUCUCCUCAGUGAACUGCAGGAGUGCAAAUUCUUAGACAAUCACAAUAAAUGCUUCAUUGAAGAACAUGCUGAAUUGUUGAAAGCUGUUAAGGAACAUGAAAAUUGUUCACAAAUAAUUGCAAAUAAGGAUAAGGAAAUUGAAUCAAUUGCAGCAGAAUUCAAAGCUGCACAACAUGAAUACAAUAUAUUUUUCAGCAAAUAUAAAAACCUAGAGAAUGAUAUUAAGCGCCUCGAAGAACAAUUAAGGAGCACUAAAAUGGAAAAUGAAGAGCUAAUCAAUAAAAAUGAUAAUUAUAUCUUCGAAAUAACGAACCUCAAGAAAGACUUAGAUACUAAAUUCAAUGAGCUGCAGAAGAUGAUUGUUUUCAAAUCAGAAAAUCAUCAAUUGAUGGAAGAGAUUGAUGAAUUGAAGGACAAGAGGGAAAGAGAUAUAGAAAAAUAUAGUGAAAUUAGAAAUGAAAACGAACAUCUUCAAUCUACUAUCAGUAAACUCAUUAAAGAAAAUGAUGACCUAUUCAAUGAAAAAAAUAACUUGUAUUCAGAGAACAAUAAAUUGAAUAGCCUCAUUGAAAUAAAAGAAAAAGAACUCAAUGAAAUGAAUAAUCUCAAAAUUAGGAACAAAGAAUUGGAAGAAGAGGUCAAGUCAACCAAACUUGAUCUGGAGCAGAAUUGUGAAGAAGUAAAGAUAUUAUCUAAUAAAUUAUUAACAUGCAGAAAUAAUGGAAAAUAUAUCAUAGAGAAACUCAAUACAAAAAUUAAAGAACAGAAUUCAAAGAUUGAAUUCCUAGAAAAUUUCAGUAAGAAACUUCAAGAGUACGUGAAGGAAAUAGAGUCAACAAUUGACACUGAGAAAAAGAGAUUAAACAUGUUGAUGUCAUAUGUUGAAGAAAAUUUUGUUAAUGUGAAAUAUGUUCACAAGGGUGACGAUGAAGAUUCAACAUCAACAGGUAGUAGUGAGAGUAGCGCACAUCAUAGAUCAAAACGCAGUUCUACUAGUGGCAAAAAAUCGAGUUAUGAAAAACAGCAAUUAAAAAUUAAUAAACUUGAAGAAAAAAUUGAAGAACUGAAAAAGCAACUAUAUAAUGAGAAAGCAAUCAAUGAAGAUCUGAAGAAUUUGGAGUAUCAGAUGAAUAAUUUGGAAAUGGAAAAAAUAAGUUUACAGGAAGAAAAGAGCAGUGUUUUGAGAGAACUGGAAGCUUUAAAAUAUGACUUGUCCAUGAAAGAUCAGAUGAUGAAGCAGUUUGAGGAAAAACGUAAUUUUGAUCUGGAGAACCUUAAUCAGUCAUACGAAAAAGAGAUAGAAUUAACAAGAAUAGCCCAGAAAAAGACUCAAAUGAAGGAAAUAUCUCUUAUGGAAGAAAUCGAAGAACUCAAAAAACAGUUGAAUGACGCUCUGGGAGAAAAGAGACUUUUUGAAACUAUUUUGGGAAAACAGGAAGAUAAAAUAAUAACUUUGAAAAAAGCGUUAUCUGAUAUAUCAACUUCAACUGAAGAAACAAAAAAUUUUGAGAUUUUGGUUACAGAAAAAGAAUCUAUGUUGAAAUUCAACAGAGAGCUUUUGCUGAAAUCUAAUAAUUCCUUGAAGCAGGCAGAAAACCGUUGUCUAUUCUUAGAGUUGUUAUUGGAUAAAUGCAAAAUGGUGCUGUUAGAAACUGUGAAUGAUGUACUUAGGUCCACCAUUGAAGUUUUCAAUUCUUAUAGAAAUAUCUUGGAAGAGAAAAGGGUUGAUCCCGAAUUAUUCAUUGGGCUGGAAAUUUUGGAAACUAAAAGUUGUUCUACGGUUGAUGAUUUUACAGAAAAAGAAAUUUGGAACGCACAGGAUAACUUGUUGCUAACUUCAAAACUAUUAAAAGCAAUGGUUUCAGUUAUCAAGGAUCACAGUGAAUGCUCUCAUGAAAAGGAUACAUCUAUCUCCAAGAGCGUUAGUAAAUUUACAUUGCGACCUUCGAAACUACAACUCAAUCGAUUUCCAAGUCGUGAUCCAGAUAUUUCUUCUUCUUCUACCAAAGAUAAUGAACAAGGUCAUACUGAAGAUGCUGAAAAUGACGAAUUGAUAGAAAAAAUGGAACUGAGGGAGAGUGAAAAAAAAGGUUCCAUUGAUAAUUUGAGGGAAAAUGAUUCAGAUAAUUGGCUAGGUCCUUAUUGUGAUGUACUAAGGGAGGAGAUGAACAACCGCAAAGUUACAGAAAAAAAAUUUACCGUUCUUUCUGCAACCUGGAAAUCAAACUUCGAAAAUACAAAGCAGAAAUAUCGAGGUUUGAAACGCCGAUGUACGAAAAUGAGGGAUACUUAUCUUCAUGCACUACUUCAAAUAGUUACUUACAUAAAGAAUCACCAUUGUCACCAGGAGCAGAAAACCCUGAUACAGGCACUAAAAUAUAUAGAAAAAUUGAAAGAUCUUUUGUUCGACGUUUUCAAGCUGGCCGAGCAAUACGGUGCAUCCAGGCAAGAACUACACUCGAUAAAGUGUUGGAAUUUGAUAGUGGAAUAUGUCAACAGAUUACAUCAGGAAAAUGGACUGCUGAAGUUGUACCAGUGCACAAGUGUACAAAUAACUGAUGCUCCUAACACUUCAGCGGAUAAUUGUGAAGAAACAACGGAAUUGAAAAAAUCUUUCAGAUCGGUAGGAGUUGGUGAUUCAAUUAUCGAUGAACAAAACAUUGUGGUGCCAUCACUACCUAUCAACACAAAACGCAGAAAAUGUUCAUCAGGUAUGAUGAUGAUAUCUACAAUAAUGGGUUUAAUAGCGAUGUGCAUCAUUUUUAUUCACAUGGAAUGUAUUAGAAAUGGAAACGACACCAUAAUGUGCCCACUUGACUUCUUUGUUGCCAUUAAGAGGGCUCCGACUGGUCAUUAAGUUAUUGAGUAGAAGGAAGUAAUUUUCCGAAAUGUACCUGUCUUCUUGUAAUUGUAUUAAAAAUUCAAAGUAUUCGAGUUUUUGUGAGUGGUAAUACAUAAUACUGGAAUGAUUUUUCAGUUCAGCCAUUCAUUGGGUUUUUUUAAAAUGUAUAAAGGUUGUAUAUUUGUCAUUAUUGAAAUUCAGUAUUGUUCAUUAUUGUUGAGUUUCAGUGCUCAUAUGUUGGUUAUGGAAAAAUGUUGAUUUUCCAAUUUUGAUUUAUUUUUCUUAUUUGCAUUGUACUAAACCUUAUGUUUUAUGUAAAUAUUCAUUUGAAGAAAUUUUUAUUUCUUCCAAAAUGAAAAUUUUCGAUCGAAUCAAAAGAGAAUCUGUGAUCUUCAAUACUUGCAAAGUUUUUCUUAAUGUGAAGCAUUUGAUUAUAUAAAUUAUUUUUUAUAGUUACUGAAAAUAAAUCUUCAAUAGAUA